GGGGACGCUGGACAAGCCCAGAGACGCCGCUCCAGCCACUCCCUACGCCCGGCGGACCCUGCACUCUCAAGUCCAUCCAGAGCUCCAUUCAAAGUGCUGAGAUCCAGAUGAGAGCCACGUUCAGCCUCAUCCAGCACAGCAGACACGAGUUAAACUAAAAGACAGCCGGGAAGGGCUUCAGGAGCCACUCCAGACUCUGGGAAAUCACCUCUGGGAUCCUACUUUUGUCCUCAGAGUGGAUUUAGGACGAGAGGGAGCAACUCUUUCAGAGAUAAAGAGGGGGGGACACCUGCAGCCAAAAUGGAGGUGAAGACGUCACUUCUAGACAACAUGAUUGGGGUUGGCGACAUGGUCCUCCUAGAACCCCUGUCUGAAGACUCGUUCAUUGAGAAUCUGAGGAACCGCUUCGACCACAAUGAGAUCUACACAUACAUUGGCAGUGUGGUGAUCUCCAUGAACCCCUACAGGUCCCUGCCCAUCUACACGCCAGACAAAGUGGAGGAGUAUCGCAACAGGAACUUCUAUGAACUUAGUCCACACAUCUAUGCUUUGGCAGAUGAGGCCUACCGAUCCCUGAGGGACCAGGACAAGGACCAGUGCAUCCUCAUCACAGGGGAGAGUGGGGCUGGGAAAACCGAGGCCAGUAAGCUGGUGAUGUCAUAUGUGGCAGCGGUGUGUGGGAAGGGCCAGGAGGUGAAUAAGGUCAAGGAACAGCUGCUGCAGUCCAAUCCCGUGCUGGAGGCCUUUGGAAAUGCCAAAACAGUGAGGAAUGACAACUCUUCCAGAUUUGGGAAGUACAUGGAUAUUGAGUUUGACUUCAAAGGAGAUCCUCUGGGAGGAGUCAUCAGCAACUAUUUGCUGGAGAAGUCACGUGUGGUCAAACAGCCAAGGGGAGAGAGGAACUUCCACGUCUUUUAUCAGCUUUUGUCCGGAGCCUCUGAUGACACACUCAAGAAGCUGAAGCUGGAUCGUGACUUCAGCAAGUACAACUACCUGAGCCUGGAUUCUGCUGCGGUCAAUGGGCUGGAUGAUGCGGCUAACUUCAGGACAGUCAGGAAUGCCAUGCAGAUCGUGGGCUUCAUGGAGGACGAGGUGCAGUCGGUGCUGGAGCUGGUGGCAGCCGUGCUGAAGCUCGGCAACAUUGAGUUCAAGCCGGAGUCGCGCUGUAACGGCACUGAUGAGAGCCGCAUCAAAGACAAAAAUGAUCUGAAAGAGAUGUGUGAGCUGCUGGGGAUCGAACAGUCAGUGCUGGAAAGAGCAUUCAGCUACCGCACAGUGGAGGCUAAGCUGGAAAAAGUGUCCACAACCCUGAACGUGGCUCAGGCCUACUAUGCCCGAGACGCCCUUGCCAAAAAUCUCUACAGUCGUCUGUUUAGCUGGCUAGUAACCAGGAUCAACGAAAGCAUUAAAGCACAAACUAAAGCUCGCCACAAGGUCAUGGGUGUGCUUGACAUCUAUGGCUUUGAGAUUUUUGAGGACAACAGCUUUGAGCAGUUUAUCAUCAACUACUGCAACGAGAAGCUGCAGCAGAUCUUCAUCGAGCUGACGCUGCGUGAGGAGCAGGAGGAAUAUGUCAGAGAGGGCAUCGAGUGGACCAACAUUGAGUAUUUCAACAACGCUAUUAUCUGUGACCUCAUUGAGAAUCACCAAAAUGGAAUCUUGGCCAUGUUGGACGAGGAGUGCCUGAGGCCGGGGACAGUCACCGAUGAGACCUUCCUGGACAAACUGAACACCAUCUGCGCUGAACACCAGCACUUUGAGAGUCGCCUCAGCAAGAAUUCAAAGUUCCUCACCGAUCACAGCCUGCCACACAACUGCUUCCGAAUCCAGCACUACGCCGGCAAGGUGCUGUACCGUGUUGAGGGCUUUGUAGACAAGAACAACGACUUGUUAUACAGGGACCUGUCGCAGGCCAUGUACAAGGCCAACCACAGCCUCAUCAAACAGCUGUUCCCCGAGGGCAACCCCGCCAAAGUCAACCUGAAGAGACCACCGACCGCUGGAUUCCAGUUCAAAGCAUCAGUGGGGACGCUGAUGAAGAACCUGCUGACCAAGAACCCAAACUACAUCCGGUGCAUCAAGCCCAAUGACAAGAAGGCCUCCCACAUCUUCACCGACUCUCUAGUCUGCCAUCAGGUGCGCUACCUGGGCCUGAUGGAGAACGUCCGCGUGAGGAGAGCAGGCUACGCCUUCCGCCAGGCCUACGAGCCAUGCCUGGAACGCUACAAAAUGCUGUGCAAACGGACCUGGCCCCAUUGGAGAGGGCCUGCCAGGGAAGGAGUGGAGGUGCUGAUGGCCGACCUCCAGGUCCCAGCUGAGGAGUUUUCCUAUGGCCGCUCAAAGAUCUUCAUCAGGAACCCAAGAACGCUCUUCUUCUUGGAGGAGAGGAGGAGGCAAUGCCUGCAAGACCUGGCCACUCUCAUUCAGAAGAUCUACCGUGGCUGGAAGUGUCGCAGCCACUUCCUGCUGCUGAAAAAGAGUCAGAUAGUGGUGGCGGCGUGGUACCGCCGAUAUGCGCAACAAAAGAAAUACCAGCAGAUCAAGAGCGCCACCACUGUGGUGCAGUCCUACACCAGAGGAUGGCAGGCCCGGAAACUCCUGAGAGAGCUGAAAUAUCAGAAGAGAUGUGAAGAGGCAGUGACCACCAUUGCGGCCUUCUGGCACGGCACCCAGGCUCGGAUGGAGCUGAGACGUCUAAAACAAGAAGCGCGGAAUAAACACGCUGUGACAGUAAUUUGGGCAUACUGGCAGGGAACCAAGGCCCGGAGAGAGCUGCGUCAGCUGAAGGAGGAGGCGAGGAAUAAACAUGCCGUAUCGGUCAUUUGGGCCGGCUGGCAGGGCACCAAGGCUCGCAGGGAGCUGAGGAGACUGAAGGAAGAGGCCAGGCGUAAGCAUGCUGUCGCUGUGAUUUGGGCCUACUGGCAGGGACUCAAGGUCCGCAGAGAGUACAGAAAAUUCUUCAGGGCAAAUGCAGGCAAGAAGAUCUAUGACUUCACCAUCCAGAGAAUUAUGCAAAAAUACUUCCUGGGCCUGAAGAGCACCAUGCCCUCCAUGUCACCCAUAGACAAGAGCUGGCCCACCAGGCCUUACCUCUUUCUGGAUGGAGUUCACACAGAACUGAGGAGAAUCUUCCAUCUCUGGAGGUGCAAGAAAUACAGGAGCCAAUUCACAGAGGAGAAGAAGGCCAUUUUUGAGGAGAAGCUGGAGGCCAGUGAGAUCUUCAAGGAUAAGAAGGCCCUUUACCCAAGCAGUGUGAGCCAGCCCUUCAAAGGAGACUACCUGGAGAUAACCAAGAACCCCAAAUAUCAGAAACUCAGCAGUGCUGUGGAUGAGAAGGUUCUGCUGGCGGACGUGGUCAACAAGAUUAACAGGGCCAAUGGCAAGGGUACAGCUCGAAUCUUCCUGCUGACUAAGAAGAACUUCCUCCUUGCUGACCAGAAGACAGGCCAGGUGAAGGCCACUGUUCCCCUGCCAGACCUCACCAGUGUGUCAGUCAGCACACAGAGCGACGGCUUCUUUGCUCUCAAACUCAAAGAGGGCUCAGCCUCAGCUGUCAAAGGAGAUUUCUUACUCAGCAGUGAACAUCUGAUCGAGAUCAUCACUAAACUCCAUCGUACUGGGGCCACAUCUGCAGACAGCGAGCAGCUCAACAUCGACAUCUCAGACGAGUUUUUAGUGCAGUUCAAGCACGACAAAGUAUGCGUGAAGUUCGUCCAGGGAGCCCCCAAGAACGGCAACAGUGUGUCCUGCAAGCGCAAGAACAACCGCCUGCUGGAGGUGUCGGUGCCCGCAACAGCGUAGUGCAGCUCCCUCGCCAGACUGAAGGGGGGCGCGAUUAAACACCGAAACCACCAUCCACUCCAAAACCGCUGGUCUCAAGAACCAUCACCCCAGUGCCCACCCUGAGCCCAAAAAUGACAGUGCAGUUAUUUGGCUUGUUGUGUUGUUGUUUCUCCUUCCUUCUUAUCGGAUUUACUAUGGCACCACUUUAGCUGUAACCAUGUGCCACCUUUUUUUGGCAAAGAAAGCCCUUAUCUGGGUUACAUGCCACAGGAGUUUGGUAAAAUGUUUCACUGGUGUUUUGUAAAACUGGGGAUAAAGAGUUGGAGAUAGAUGUAAAAAAAAAAAAAAUGUCUUGGUGGGGCACAAGAGACUUCUGUAUACCAGUGGUGAUAAUGAUUGUUCUGCCUGUAUGUUGAAUUAGUCCUCAGAGAAAAUGUCAUGAAAACUUUAGUGACAAGCUUCAGCCUCAACUGGCCUUGACUCAUCUAUUUUUUAAACACCUCCUGCUUUAAGCAGACGGCUUAGAAUUUGAGAUGAACUAGGAACUUUUGGGCUCGGCCUGUCAGAUUUAGUUUCUCUGAAGAACUUUAAAUACUGCACUUGUUUUCGCCUCGGUGUAACCAAAAGAGGAUGAGCUGAAUUUGAUUGUAUGUUGUUGUAUUUUCUAUAUAUCUGUUUUCUCUGAAACAAAAACAGUGGGCUGUUGAGAAGUCAAAUGUAAUUUGCUAGAUAAUUGUAAAACCACUUUUUUGUAUCCUCCUGUAUGUGCCAUUGAACAGGUCCCAUGACUUGUCACGUGUCGGUGUGCAAAAUACAAACAUAGAGAAACCAUGUAGGUGAUGGACCCUGUUCUUGACAACAUCCUUGCCAAAAAAAUGUUUGAAUAGGGGAUCUUUCAUAGGGGAAUUUCUUGUAAGUUUUGACAGCACUGCACAUGUGAUCAACCUCCAUUUCUUCUACAAGCACAGUAUAAUUUGUGAGCUUUAUUUCAUCUACAAAGAGUCAUUGUGAAUUAAAUUCAUAUCCCUAACUCAUAGAAUGUCAUGUAUGAAUCAAAGAAGAUCCUCUUGCUUUAUGAGGGACGCUAUAAAAGAUAGUGACAAAAGCAGAACGGAGAUCCCAGGAAACGUACCCUACCACGCGAAGUAAAGGCACCCACACCUUCCAUAAUGUCUUCACCAGAUUCAAAGUGUUCUCUGGUGCAAAACAAAACCCUUGAUCUUUUUUUUGUGUGCAAUAAAUAAAAUACUUUCCAACAAAACGGUAGUUUGAACCUACAGCGGCAGUCGCGCUCACUGUACUAUAAGCUGUACAUAGGCUGUGGCCCUGGCAUGGACAAAGGGUUUCUGUAGUAUCCUACUUUUUAUUGCUGUGUUUGUGAAAUAGCCAUUCUUGCCACUGCAGCUUGAGUUAUCGUAGUGCUUGUCCCACUCUGCCUAAUGUGUAUUUUUCAAGGGGAAAAACCAAAUAUUAAGCACAUGUGACCAUAGAGUCUUGAUGUAUCUGAAGCAAUCAACCAGUUACACCUUCUAGUACACCAAUGUACAAAUUUGGUACACACAUAUUUACACGCAAGCCAAAUUUGAUCGUCAAAGAAGUGAUAAGAGUGCUAUAUUUUCAGGUAUGUAGACUAUAAUCUUUAUUUAGAUGUACUGGUAGUGGGUUUUGUACUGUUGAUUUCUAAGCCAACCAGAUGUUUCUCUGGUGAUCGUGAGGGAAUAACACAGCCAAACUUGGUCUAGUCAUGUUCUGCAAUCCAGGGCACCUGGGUUUGUAUGUUUUUGUGUUUUUUUUAAUGUCACACAUGACACAGGGACUUUAAGAAAUUAGUUGUCACUGUCCCUCGCACGGGAACGAUCGAGCUGAAUGCCAGUUUUGAUGUAUUCUCUUCCUUGGCGCUGCAGAGUUUCAGUGCAGUUUUGCUAAGGUGACAUCUUCCUCCCCCUCCUCUCUGUUUUGUAUUUGAACAAUGGCUAGAGCUGCAAAAAUGAUGUCUGCAUUCUUGUGUGCCUAAUGUUAACUUGUGCUGAGAGAUACAACAUGGAAAUGUUUCAGUAGAACUCAGUGUAACAUUUACAAGUAAUCUUUUUUUUAAAUUAAAUAAAAAUCUGUAAUAAAUGU
This is a messenger RNA of Epinephelus fuscoguttatus (brown-marbled grouper), 5904 nucleotides long. RefSeq names its product myosin IB (gene myo1b). Gene Ontology annotation, biological process: vesicle transport along actin filament; actin filament organization. Gene Ontology annotation, cellular component: cytoplasm; myosin complex; microvillus. The transcript has 32 exons. The coding region runs from base 301 to 3801 and encodes 1166 amino acids. The record is from RefSeq and is a predicted model, not a curated record. Lineage: Eukaryota; Metazoa; Chordata; Actinopteri; Perciformes; Serranidae. Gene Ontology annotation, molecular function: actin filament binding; microfilament motor activity; ATP binding.